Molecule: messenger RNA, 9084 nt
Organism: Siniperca chuatsi (mandarin fish)
Lineage: Eukaryota; Metazoa; Chordata; Actinopteri; Centrarchiformes; Sinipercidae
Product: latent-transforming growth factor beta-binding protein 2-like
Exons: 41
Coding region: 459-6938 (2159 amino acids)
Molecular function (GO): calcium ion binding
Source: RefSeq, a predicted model, not a curated record
UUCCCGGUGACUUCAGAUCCAAGGAGGUGGUGAUAUUCAUGGGAGCACGAUUCAAACUCUCUCACUUGGAGUAGGAGUACAGCUUCAGCAGCCCUUGAGCCAGCGCGCUGCUCUCUUUGCGCCUCUUUUCUUGUUUGACAUAAUCUAAAGCAGAUGGAUUAAUGUUUGCUUAAAAUAAAAAUAAAAAAAAAUCAGCGCUGGAAGGAGAAAAGCUCAGUUUCUCACUUUGGACUGAAGUUAGGUGCUGAUUUGACAACCUGAAGACAUUUUCCGCAAAGUCUUACCUGGGCAUUAUGAAGAGGUAUCCAGGCUUUUUUCAUUCUUGGGAGAGGAUGCAGUCUUACUGAACUGGUGUAGCCUAAUCGCGGAUUUCUUGUUUUUUUUUUUUCGCUCAUAUUUUAGUGUCUCGAUAAAACUAACGCGAUCUGGCCUUUUACGCGGUAGUUUCAAAACUUUGCAUGCCCAAAAUGGACCGUGCAGGAUUUGCUGUUUUAAUGGUUUUGGCUGUUGCACUGGUGCGAAUUGGUGACAGUCAAAAGGACACAACAGGUGGGAGGAAAGAAGGUGCAGGGGCAGGCAGGGCGGUCUGGGAUCAGGAGAAGUCCCGGGUGAGGAGUCAAAGUCACUCGCCAAGAGGACCAGAGGACGGUGCAUCCCCCAGACCAUCCGGUGAAACUUCUCCUGGGACCCGCCACUCAAGGACUUUGGUCCGCCUGCCCAGGGGCACAUCAACCCAAGGGGAUGGCAGGCACAUAUCCACAGCAGGACCGCUUCAUGCUGCAGGCGGCUCCCGGGAAGACCUCCUCUCUGCGCCGAGGGAUGGUGCGCUGCGGGGCGCCAGACACCCGGCCAACCAGCACAGAACCAAAGUGAACCGCAGGCAGAGCAGCAAGCCCAGCACCAGGAGACUUGUUGGGCCUAAUGUCUGUGGAGGUCAGCAGUGCUGCUCAGGCUGGGCUUUGGCACCAGGAACCAAUCGCUGCAUAAAACCUGACUGCCAGCCCCCCUGCCAGAACCGUGGCUCCUGCAGCCGGCCACAUACCUGUGUGUGUCGCUCAGGCUUCCAGGGGCCCCGCUGUGAGGAGGUGGCUCCAGAGCAGGUGUACAUCCGCGACAGAGGUGCCCUGAGGCGCAUUCAACCCGGGACCAACCCUUUUCAGAAAGACCAACCACAGAGAAAGCCCUCAGAAAGGCAGGCCAUCGAUACAAUCAAGGCCCAGACCCCACGACCUUUGACCACCAGACAGCCUGUCCACACUGUGACCCAAGUGAGACGGGGACCCCCUGACUCCUCCCCUCAGCAGACUGGGACCUCCCGCACUGUAAAACGUUAUCCAUCAUCCUCUGGGCCUAUAACCUCCAACGCUUUACCCAGUGGCAACGGUUAUACUAACGGCCACGGCAAUGAGAACAGGAACUGGCAUGGACACAGGAAUGGGCAUAGCAACGUGCACUCCUUUAACACUCACAGGCCUACCAGUGACAGCCAGCUACACAGACAGUUCAACAAUGCAUUAUUACCAGCAGGGGCCAACCUCACCUCCAGCCUGGACCGCAUCAAGAUCGUCUUCACGCCCAUGCUGUGCCGUAGGGUGUGCAGUGGCGGGCACUGCUACAACAGUUGUGAGAAGGGAGACAUCACCACAGUCUACAGCGAGACCUCGCACCAGCAGCAGCAGCAGCCAAAGAACCAGGGCUUCCGACUCUUUUUCUGUCAGAUACCCUGUCUUAAUGGAGGCCGAUGCAUCGGCAGGGACCUCUGCUGGUGUCCGUCAAACUCAACAGGGAAGUUUUGCCACCUGCCAGUCCCGCCUCCUGCCAGACCCACCCCUCACAGCCACAAGGAUGCCAGCCUCCAGAGACCAAAAUCUCCCUCCCACUCCAUGUACACUCUUCCACUGUCCAAUCAGCAAGUGUCUCUCCACCCAUCCUUGGUGAAUGUCCACAUUCAGCACCCUCCAGAGGCUGAAGUCCACAUCCACCAAGUAGCUCGGGUCCAGCCUGGGCAGAGACCGGCCACCACAGAGGGGGCUCACUCUGUCCAGCAGCGUUCCCAGCCUGGGAAUGGACAUGAACCCACCAAUGAGCAUAGCAGCAGGCACCCACACACCAGUGGGAAUGGCCAUGGCCAUGCCAGACCGCACAACCGUCAGAACGGACAUGUGGGAAGAUGCUUUCAGGAAACAGUCGAUGGACAGUGUGGAAAGCCUCUGCCAGGCCUAACCAAACAGGAUGAUUGCUGUGGAAGUGUGGGCGCCUCCUGGGGUCUAAACAAGUGCCAAAAGUGUCCAACCAAACCAGCAUAUGCAGUGAUUGCAAAUGGACAAGUGGAAUGUUCCAAAGGUUUUAAAAGGAUGAAUCUCACACACUGUCAAGACAUCAAUGAGUGCCUGUUGCCUGGGAUCUGUAAGAAUGCUGAAUGUCUCAACGCCAAAGGAAGCUACAGGUGCACAUGUAAACCAGGCUUCAUGUUAGACGCUGCCAGGAGCCACUGUGUCUCGGACAAGGCUGUAUCCGACCAGAGGGCAUUCUGCUAUCGAUCGGUGUCAGCAGGCACAUGCUCCCUGCCUCUUGCUCAACACAUCACCAAGCAGAUCUGCUGCUGCAGCCGAGUGGGCAAGGCCUGGGGCCCUGGGUGUGAUCGCUGUCCCUUGCCGGGAUCAGACCAUUUCAAGGAGAUCUGCCCAGCUGGUCACGGAUAUACCUACUCGCGCUCUGAUGUGCAGAUUUCUCUCAGACAGCUGGGGGAAGAUGAUCUGCAGAGCACAGGAGUGUCAUGGGAGGAGCAGAGCCCCACUUACCCUCAGCCUCCAUCCUCCCAGCCCUCACUGCCACUGCCACAACACCCCAGCUACCCACAGACACCACAAGUACCCCAAUACCCUGAGUACCCUGAGACACCACAAGCACCCCAAUACCCUGAGUACCCUGAGACACCACAAGCACCCCAAUACCCUGAGUACCCUGAGACGCCACAAGCAUCCCAAUACCCUGAGUACCCUGAGACGCCACAAGCACCCCAAUACCCUGAGUACCCUGAGACGCCACAAGCACCCCAAUACCCUGAGUACCCUGAGACGCCACAAGCACCCCAAUACCCUGAGUACCCUGAGACGCCACAAGCACCCUGGUACCCUCUGACUCCACAGCAGCCUUUCCAUCCCUCUCACCCAGCCAGAGAGACACCAAAACAGCUGGAAGAUGUGGAAAUUCUGAGCCCGCCAGCUGUUGUGACUGACUCACCACUGACAUAUCCAGAGACUUCUCCAGACUCCUACAUCAUCAGCCUGAGGCCAGAUUCAAAGGACACAACCCACACAGACUCAGUCACAGGUAUUGACAAGUGUGCCACCACCCCCGCCAUAUGUGGCCAUGGGAAAUGUAUUCCUGUGCAGACUGGCUACACCUGCCACUGUGAGCCAGGAUUCAAGCUCAGUGCACUGCAGACCAACUGCAUUGAUGUGAAUGAGUGUGACGAGGACCCAUGUGAAGGGAAGGCCCACUGUAUAAACAACUAUGGCUCCUACACCUGUCAAUGCCACAGCGGCUACAGCCAGGUGAUCACCCAGAACAGGAAGUUCUGUCAAGACAUUAAUGAGUGCAGCAUGCCCAACAAGUGCCAGAAUGGCAAAUGCCUCAACACAGAAGGAUCUUACACCUGUGAAUGCAACAGUGGCUUCGCCAAGUCAUGGAGAGGCCUAUGCGAAGAUGUAGAUGAGUGCAGAGAUCCCAGCUCCUGUCCCAACGGUGUCUGCGUCAACACUCUCGGCUCCUUCCAGUGCCAGAGUUGCGGCCCAGGGUUCAGGCCUGCCGAUGAGAGAUGUGUGGAUGUAAAUGAGUGCUUGAACCAAACAAUGUGCGGUCCUGGUAGGUGUGUCAACACCGAGGGCUCCUAUAGGUGCAACUGUUUCCAAGGAUACAAACUCUCACUGGACAGCAUUUGCCAAGAUGUAGACGAGUGUGUGCUCCCUGGAGUCUGUCUCCACGGCCGCUGUGUCAAUCUGGACGGCACCCAUAAAUGCACCUGUAACCACGGUUACCAAGUCACCUCAGACAGCAAAGCCUGUGAAGAUGUCAACGAGUGUGCAACUGGUAAUGUGUGCCCCACGGGAAUUUGCAUCAACACUGCAGGUUCCUACAAUUGCCAGAACUGCAGGCCUGGGUUUGGACCAUCUGCUGAUGGACUGAGAUGUGAAGAUGUGGAUGAGUGUGCCCAAGGUGACUUGUGUCUUGGUGGGGUGUGUGCUAACACGGAGGGAUCCUACACCUGUACCAGAUGUAAGGCUGGCUACAGAGUGUCUCAAGACCGGCAGAGGUGUGAAGAUAUUGACGAGUGCCUGUCCCUCUCUACCUGUGCCAACGGGAUCUGUCUAAACACGGAAGGCUCUUACACCUGUGAGAACUGCCCUACAGGGUACAGAGUAUCAUAUGACGGGGAGCUCUGUGAAGAUAUUGAUGAGUGUGCGCUGCCCACUACGUGCCCCCAGGGAACCUGUACAAACACAGAGGGGUCCUUCACAUGUGUCACCUGUCAACCUGGUUUCAGAGUCUCUGAGGAUGGACAGCAGUGUGAUGAUGUGGAUGAGUGCUUGGUGGCUAACACGUGCCUGGGCCAGCUGUGCUUGAACACCCUAGGAUCCUACACCUGCAGGAGCUGUGGAGCCGGCCUGCAACUGUCCGAGGAUGGUUACAGCUGUGAGGAUAUUGAUGAGUGCCAGACCCCAGGUGUGUGCCCCAUGGGUGUUUGCACCAACACAGAAGGCUCCUUCUCCUGUAUGGCAUGUGACCCAGGCUUCACAGUGGCACCCAAUGGGCUCUCAUGUGAAGAUGUAAAUGAAUGUGAGGACAACGGCCUGUGUCUGGGAGGCCAGUGCACCAACAACAUUGGCUCCUAUAGCUGCUCCUGCCCCACUGGUCUGGAGCUGGUGGAUGGGACGUCCUGCAGAGAUAUCAAUGAGUGUUUAACCAUCGUGGGGAUCUGCGGAGAAGGAGACUGUCUGAACACUGAGGGCUCCUACACGUGCAUCUGUCCUGACGGAUAUACCACCAUCGAUGGAAGGACUGGCUGCCAAGAUGUGGAUGAAUGCAGCAAAGACAAUGUGUGCAUCCGGGGCCAGUGUCUCAACACUGAUGGCUCUUUCUUGUGCUUGUGUGAGGCUGGCUUUAAGUUCAAUGCUGACACGGCUGACUGUGAAGACCAGAAUGAGUGCAAGGAGUUUGGAAGCUCAGUGUGUGGUACCUGGCGCUGCGAGAACACCAUCGGGUCCUAUCGGUGCUUCAUGGGCUGCCAGCCUGGUCUAGAGGGAGAAGACACCACAGACUGUGAUAUUGAUGAGUGUGUCAAUGAAACCAUCUGUGGGAACCACGGCUUCUGCGAGAACACAGACGGCUCCUUCCGCUGCCAGUGUGACCAAGGCUACACCAAUCCACCAGGAGAUAUGAGCAAAUGUGUUGAUGUGAACGAGUGCGAGAUGAGCCUGGCGCUGUGCAGGGAGGCCCUGUGUGAGAACUAUGAUGGCAGCUUCCUGUGCAUCUGCCCCAACGACAAUGAGGAAUUUGAUCCCAUCACCAGCCAGUGCCGCUCCCUGGUUGAUAUUGACCCGAAACCCGCUGCUCCAGUCCCUCCGUCCGCUCCCUCAGCCAAGGAGAGGAAAGAGUGUUACUAUAACUUGAAUGACGCCAACUUCUGCGACAACGUCUUGUCUCGCAACACCACCAAGCAGGAGUGCUGCUGCACGGUGGGGGCAGGCUGGGGCGACAACUGCGAAAUCCAUGCCUGUCCUGUCCCAGGAAGAGAUGAUUACAAUCAGUUGUGCCCUCAUGGCAGUGGAUUAUUACCCCUGCCUGUUUCCUCUACACAAAGUCUGGAAGAACAGCGCCCUUACAUAGAUGCAAAUGAGUGUGAGAUGUUUGGAUCAGACAUUUGUAAGAAUGGACAGUGUAAGAAUCUCUUUUCUACCUAUACCUGCUACUGUCGCUCUGGCUUCUACUAUGACAACAUCCGACUUGAGUGUGUGGAUUAUGAUGAGUGUGGAUUUGGUAAUGCCUGUGAGAAUGGAGUGUGUGUGAACACGGCCGGGUCUUUCAACUGUUUCUGCAGUCCUCCAUUAGUCCUGGACAGCACACGACGGCACUGCAUUGGCCUCAACACCACAGAAGAAACUCUAGAGCCUGAUCACAACGUGCACAUGGAUAUUUGCUGGCAGGGUCUGGAGGGGGACAACAUGUGUUCGAGACCCUACCAGGUACACAGAACUACAUACACUGAAUGCUGCUGCCUGUACGGCAUCGCCUGGAGUGGACAGUGUGCCUUCUGUCCCAGGAGAGACUCUGAGGACUACAUAAUAAUGUGCAACCUGCCUCGGAAAGGAGGUUCAGACAGCCUGCGAGAGCGGCCAGGAUAUGAGUAUGGUAAUGAGGGGCCAGAGGAUCCUGUGGAGCCUUUUGUUCCUCCAUACUUUGACAGUUAUGGCAACCCUGCGGGACCCUAUGACAUUCCUGAGAGCGUUCCUCUCUUCAACGACAAUGACUACAGCGUUCAACAGCCGCUUGUCCGUGUUCCCGUACCACGACCACAGGAGCACCAGCCACAACCAGUGGAUUCCUAUGCUGAGCGCUACGAUGGCUUUGAGGGUCUCCGAGCAGAGGAAUGUGGAAUCCUGAACGGGUGUGAAAACGGCCGCUGCGUUCGUGUGCGAGAAGGUUACACCUGCGACUGUUUCGACGGUUACGAAUUUGACCUAAAUAAGAUGGCCUGUAUAGACAUAAACGAGUGUGAGGACAUCAGCGACAAGGUGCCCUUGUGUCAGAACGGGCAGUGCACCAACACAGAGGGAUCCUACAAGUGCACCUGUUUGCCGGGCUUCGUGGCCUCUGCCAAGCCACACGAGUGCAUCCCAGCGAUCCCAGAGUCUGGGCUUGGGGAGACAGGAAACUGAGACAAUGACUGUUGGAGCGCUGGCUUUUCCUGCUCCCUCAAAGAUCACCUUACACCCCUCGGCCCUUUCCCCAAGGGCCUGGCACUAAACCUCCAACAGUACUGCUGAGACGUCCAAACACGUUUCCCUACAUACAGACACAAACAUAGAUACAAAAGCACACACACUUGCGUUCAGCACAGAACACAUUCAGAUCCCCCUUCAUACACAUUCAAGAGGACCAGGAAUUGUGCAGUGAAUGUAUUACAUGGGAUUUAGUAUUCACCAGAUAUCCAUUUGCCUAAAAGGGAUGUUGUGGACUGAUCUUUGUUAUUCAGUAAACCCAGGCAAUUUGAUAUGCAGAUAUAUUUUCCACAUUAUUUUCUCUAUCAUUUUUUUUUUUUUUUUAGUUGUGUUAUUUAUUUCAUUUACAUGACGGGCCUCUGCAAACUAAGAAAGCAACCUAUUUCAGAGGGCAUACUUGAUUCCUCUUGUUUUUAUUUGUCUCACCAAUUGACCUCAGAGACAGCGUGGGGAGAUAAUAAAUAUCUUUUGUAAAAGAAGGAAUGUCACAAGAAAUCAGCCACUCACAAAUCAGCUUGUGUUUGCCCAAUAUUAUCUCAGUCAUUGUAAUUAGCAUUGACCUUGGACUAAAUGGAUGCCAGGGCUGACAAACAUCAGAAAUUCAAAGAGAGAACUUUUCCCACAGCUGCCUUUCUAUUCUUCAAGAUUAACUACGAGCUGAAGUCAAAGAAUCUCUGGACCAAGAACUGGGAAGUCAACACAGCCAAACUUACACAUCAAAAACUUCAGCCUUUACGUGGACCUGGAAAGACUGUAGAUGUAUAUGAUGAUCUAUGUAAUGUUUUCGUAAAAGGUGCAAUAGGUAUAAACUGCCUUCCUCUGUUUGACACCAUUUUAACAAUCUUAAUACCAGCAAUGAAGUAGGAAAACAUGGACUCGGUUGCUGAUCCCAAUUUAUUUCUUCUUUUUUUCAGUAUUAACUUGUUUUAUAGUUCUGUAAAAACCAUAUGUACCAUAACUUAUCAAAGUUUGAUUCUAGAUUCUAGCCUAACUUCUGACACUACAGAAGAUAAGUUAGUUGAAAUUAUCCACAACUAUCACUGCUUAAAGUGAAAGAUAGGUUUUAUGUACCAGUAUCACACAGGCAAAAGGAUUUUACAUUCAACCGCAAUGCAAUUGGAUCCCAGAUGUCACAUCAGACCAUUCCCAUGUGUGCAUCUCUGAAUGCAUGUAAAGACAAAGGCUUUGUUGGAGAGGUUUGGUAUAUUUUGUACAGAUCUAGUACUAUGUAUUAUUUUUGUUACAUAUUCUCUUAAUGCAUUAUAGCACAACCAAUACUUUGUUUGACAUAAAGCAUAAAAUGUAAGAAAAAUCCGGCAUUAUAGCUUUGUAGAUUUAUACAUGUCUGUAAAAAUGUUUUUUAAAGCAUAUCUUUUUAUGUAUGAGGAGAGUGGCUGACACUGUACCAGAGGAACUGUGUGUAUACCCUGCCCUGUGGAGCAGACAAUGAAAUAUAUUUUUUGGAAGUGGCAGCACUGUUCUAAUCACAGACAUUUUGUCUCUUCAAGUUCAUUACAAAGACAAUGCUUUUGAAAUGCAAGCACCAACUUCUGUGCGUCACAACUUUAUGGCUAAAUAUAAGUAAUUGUGAACAUUAUUUCUUUUAGUCUCUGUUGGAUCCUUAUGGCAUGGAUCUUUAAUAGACAGUAUCGGCCUACUCGUUUAGUUUCUGAACUCCCACUCAUACGUUUUUGUCUUUUAUAUUCAGGUUUAAGAAAAUAAUGGCAUUAUUUGUCUAAUGGACUGAACUUCUCUCAAGAAAAAGUCUAAUUCUAACUUUGGAGGAUGACAAAAAAUGACAACUUAUGCCCUUCAUAACCUAUAAACCUACAGUUGUACAGAUGUCUCCACUUGAUGUCCACUGUACUUUACUGUGCUAUUCAAAUCGUCGCCUGAACUGGACCGGAAGUCUAACAUUUAGGUCAAAGUUGGAAUAUUUAAAGCCUUUCAAAACCGCAAAUAACUUGAGAUAAAUGUCUUGUUGUAUAGCUGUGGUCAUUGGAAAUAACAUGCUCAUUCAUUUUGUUUACCUCUUGACUGUAAUCAUUAUCAGUCAUAAAAAUAAAAACAUAAAAAAUGUCAA